CUCCAGAGACCAUGUUCUUUACCCGGACGCUGUACUCGAAUGAAACGGCCCCCUCCCCUUAAGAAAAAGAACAGGGGCGCGCCUCGGCACGUGCGUGUGCGCCCGGGAUCUGCUUCUAUCACACAGCAUGACUUCUAAAUGAUUUGACAAACACGUUCUAGUGCUUCCGGAACCAGCUGUUUCUGGGUUCAAAUCACAGGCUGGCCGUCCGACCUUCGCAAAUUAGUUAACGAGCCUGUUUCUUCAUCUACCUGAGUUCAAAUUUCAGCUCUGCCAUUUACCAUGUGGGAUUGGGGGCAAGUCAUUCGAUCUGUACCUCAUUUUCCUCAUCUGUAGAAUGGGGAUAACAGCAACUACUCCACGGAGCUAUGGGGAAUAAAUACAAUGAUCCACGUAAAGCCCUUAAAAGAAUAAUAUAGCGGAGUGCCUCACACACUCUCUUCCCAGAACCCUUAGCCAUUAUGAUUCCCUCAACACGCUCUGAGACUUGCUCCCUACCCUCGAGGUGCCCAAGAACAAUACUUGUGGUCAAGUGCUCGAGAAACGCUAAAAAAGUUGAGGCGGGCCUAACUGCUUCGGGGAAGUAGGGAGGCAGGAGGCCUUCGUCGACUAGGUGGAGUCGGGUGGGGUGGGAGCGGUUUCCUUCACGGUGGACCCAACCGGACCGGGAGAUCCCGAGGGAAGGGGCUGCGAGGACUCCGCACGCGGUGAUUUCUCAGCACUGUGGCUAAGCUGCCUUUCUCUCUGCUGUCGUGGUUUAGUCACGAUCGGACCGUGCUGGGGUGCGAUGGAGACCAGGAAGCUCAAGGCCUUUGGCAGACCGAGUCAGGCCACGCCCCAAACAGACAGCAAGGCCCAAGCGCCUAAAGCCAUUUCUACCGUGAAAUUCCUGGAUUCUGUCGCGAUGAAACACCACCUAAGGCAGAGCCCGGCGCUACCCGCCGGUCUCCAUCUUUAGAAUUGGAAGAAUGAGAGCUGGCCAAAGGGGAAUCCCGGUUUUGGGAUACUGGGGUACGGCGGCUGCCUGGGGACCAAAACGUCUCUAAGGAUGGACAGAAUGACGGAAGAUGCUCUUCGCCUGAAUCUAUUGAAGCGGAGCUUGGACCCAGCGGACGAGCGAGAUGACGUCCUGGCCAAGCGACUCAAAAUGGAGGGGCACGAGGCUAUGGAGCGUCUGAAAAUGUUGGCGUUGCUCAAGCGGAAGGAUUUGGCAAAUCUCGAGGUGCCGCAUGAGUUACCCACUAAACAGGAUGGCAGUGGUGUCAAGGGCUAUGAAGAGAAACUCAACGGGAAUCUCAGGCCUCACGGCGACAGCAGGACUGCUGGAAGGCCAGGCAAAGAGAACAUCAGUGACGAGCCCGUGGAUAUGAGCGCCAGGCGGAGUGAGCCAGACCGAGGAAGGCUAACUCCCUCCCCAGACAUCAUUGUUUUGUCUGAUAAUGAGGCUUCCAGUCCCCGUUCCAGCUCCCGAAUGGAAGAAAGACUCAAAGCAGCCAACUUAGAGAUGUUCAAGGGGAAAGGCAUCGAGGAGCGGCAGCAGCUCAUCAAGCAGCUGAGGGACGAGCUGCGACUGGAGGAAGCCCGACUGGUGCUGUUAAAGAAGCUGAGACAGAGCCAGCUGCAGAAGGAGAACGUGGUCCAGAAGACUCCAGUUGUACAGAACGCGGCGUCUAUUGUUCAGCCAUCACCGGCCCACGUGGGGCAGCAGGGCCUAUCCAAGCUCCCCUCCCGGCCGGGUGCCCAAGGGGUCGAGCCUCAGAAUCUGAGAACGUUACAGGGUCACAGCGUCAUCCGCUCAGCGACCAAUACCACCCUCCCACACAUGCUGAUGUCUCAGCGUGUGAUUGCCCCAAACCCAGCCCAGCUCCAGGGUCAGCGGGGCCCGCCUAAGCCCGGCCUCGUACGCACCACAACACCCAAUAUGAAUCCCGCCAUCAAUUACCAACCGUCAAGUUCUUCUGUUCCCUGUCAGCGGACAACAUCUUCUGCCAUCUAUAUGAACCUCGCCUCCCAUAUCCAGCCAGGGACCGUGAACAGAGUGUCCUCACCACUUCCUAGCCCCAGCGCCAUGACCGAUGCUGCCAACUCACAGGCCGCAGCCAAACUGGCUCUUCGCAAACAGCUGGAAAAGACACUCCUGGAGAUUCCACCCCCUAAACCUCCCGCUCCCUUGCUCCACUUCCUGCCUAGUGCGGCCAAUAGCGAGUUCAUCUACAUGGUAGGCUUGGAAGAAGUCGUACAGAGUGUCAUCGACAGCCAAGGCAAAAGCUGUGCCUCACUCCUGCGGGUCGAACCCUUUGUUUGUGCCCAGUGCCGCACGGAUUUCACCCCUCACUGGAAGCAGGAGAAGAGCGUUAAGAUUCUGCGCGAGCAAUGCAUGACCUCCAACCAGAAGAAGGCUCUCAAGGCCGAGCACACCAACCGGCUGAAAAACGCGUUCGUGAAAGCUCUGCAGCAGGAGCAGGAGAUCGAACAGCGGCUACAGCAGCAGGCAGCCCUCUCCCCCACCACGGCCCCCGCUGUGUCCAGUGUCAGUAAACAGGAGACCAUAAUGAGACAUCACACGCUUCGGCAGGCACCACAGCCCCAAAGCAGCCUCCAGCGUGGCAUGCCCACAUCUGCCCGUUCCAUGCUUUCCAACUUCGCACAGGCACCCCAGCUGUCUGUGCCAGGUGGCCUCCUCGGCAUGCCAGGUGUCAACAUCGCGUACUUGAACACUGGCAUCGGAGGACACAAAGCCCCCAGUUUGGCAGACCGGCAGCGGGAGUACCUGUUAGACAUGAUCCCGCCGCGGUCUAUAUCGCAGUCCAUCAGUGGGCAGAAAUAACGCCCGUCUCACCCGUGCUGCCCCAGCCUCGAAUCCUUUACCCUCUCCCGUCCUGUUGCCCCAACUUCCGUCGCAUGCAGUGCCUGUACUGGUGCCUACCAUACACGGAAAACAAAA
This is a messenger RNA of Pteropus alecto (black flying fox), 2944 nucleotides long. It is a transcript of the gene GATAD2B, whose product is annotated as GATA zinc finger domain containing 2B. The coding region runs from base 1049 to 2827 and encodes 592 amino acids. Lineage: Eukaryota; Metazoa; Chordata; Mammalia; Chiroptera; Pteropodidae. The transcript has 11 exons. The record is from RefSeq and is a predicted model, not a curated record. Gene Ontology annotation, cellular component: NuRD complex. Gene Ontology annotation, biological process: negative regulation of transcription by RNA polymerase II.